AUGAAUAUAUCGGAACAAAGUUUUUUCAAUAAAAUUACUGCUACGACAACAACGACGACUUGUUUGUUCUUUCUCUUAAUUUCUUUUUCCACUACUACUAUUAUCUUCUCCUCCGGCGACAGGGAAGCCGCUUUUGUUAUCCCCUUUUUUUUAGCCGCCGCCGUUGUGGUGGCCGGAUUCGUUGUUCUGGCCGUCCGGACCACCGUUGUGACGUGGAUUACGGUGGUAGUACUCCUAGCUUUCGUCGGGAAACGACGCCGUAUAUUUGCAAAGGAUGGGAAGAAAAUUACGUCGGAGGUGGUAGUGUAUGUGGUGAAUGAAGUGAUUAGGGAGAAGGGAAUUGUUGCUAUUUCUGGAGUUAUGAUUUUGGGAUUAAUUUCAAUGUCGUUGUUAUGA
This is a messenger RNA of Solanum lycopersicum (tomato), 396 nucleotides long. RefSeq lists its product as uncharacterized. NCBI's taxonomy places the organism in Eukaryota, Viridiplantae, Streptophyta, Magnoliopsida, Solanales, Solanaceae. The record is from RefSeq and is a predicted model, not a curated record.